CAGCAGCAUCAUGGCGAUCACCUGUGGCAUUCCGGCGGUGAGAUUCACUCUGAUCGUGCUUAAUCUGUUCUGCUUCCUGUGCGGUCUUUCGUUGGCCAUCGUGGGCAUCGUGAUGCAUCACCGGUUGGCGUCGGUCAACAGUCUUACCGAAAAGGACAAUCUGCUCACCAGCGAAUCCCUGCUGGCAAUGAGUCUCGGCUGGUUCAUCUUCGUGGUGGCCUUCUUCGGGUUCUGCGGAGCGGCCAAGCACUCGUACUGCAUGACAAUGGCCUAUGCGCUGAUGUUGAUGGCCCUGAUCGUGAUCCAGAUUGUGGUGGCCGUGCUGCUGUUUGCGAGCGUCGAGACCGGUCGGCAUCAAUAUCUGGAGUGGUUCGAUGAGUACUUCGAUCGGAGCUUGCAGAUGACGAAGGCUUCCAGUGUGGUUGAUCCCAGGAUCGAUCGACUGCAGAGUACGUACGGAUGCUGCGGGAUGCACUCCUUUCGCGAUUGGGGAACCAACGUACCGGAUUCGUGCUGUUCGGAAGGGAAGGGACCGACCUGUGUCCCGUACGAGCAAGGAUGCGAACAGAUGCUGGAAGGCUACAUCAGGCAGGUGGCGAAAAUCAUCGGAUGGAUCCUGAUAAGCUUGACGGUGUUUGAAUUUGUUGCUCUGAUGAUGGCAUGCUGUUUGGCCAGUGACAUCAAGAAUCAGUUGAAUGCUUUCUAUAUUCCCUGAUGGGACAA
Ochlerotatus camptorhynchus is the source of this 723-nucleotide messenger RNA. Its product is annotated as CD63 antigen-like. The transcript has a single exon. The record is from RefSeq and is a predicted model, not a curated record. Gene Ontology annotation, cellular component: plasma membrane. NCBI's taxonomy places the organism in Eukaryota, Metazoa, Arthropoda, Insecta, Diptera, Culicidae. The coding region runs from base 11 to 715 and encodes 234 amino acids.